Molecule: messenger RNA, 1146 nt
Organism: Neopelma chrysocephalum (saffron-crested tyrant-manakin)
Lineage: Eukaryota; Metazoa; Chordata; Aves; Passeriformes; Pipridae
Gene: ZDHHC16
Product: zinc finger DHHC-type containing 16
Exons: 10
Coding region: 16-1143 (375 amino acids)
Biological process (GO): protein palmitoylation
Cellular component (GO): Golgi apparatus
Molecular function (GO): palmitoyltransferase activity
Source: RefSeq, a predicted model, not a curated record
CGUGGUGUGGCAGGGAUGAGGAGCCGGCAGCGGAUGUUUGCCGCGGUGAUGCGCCUGCUCCUCAAGUGCCUGCGGCUGGGCCGGCGGCGGCGCUUCAAGCUGGUGCGGCAGGUGGAGCAGCUGUGGCACUACGGGCACCUCUGCCUCCGCUCCUUGCUCUACAACUCCUUCACCAACGGUGAUGUGGUGCUGGACUCCCUCUUCGAGCCCGUCUACUGGCUGGUGGACCACGUCACCCGGUGGUUCGGCGUGGUGUUUGUGGCACUGGUGAUCGGGCUGACGAGCUCUAUUGUGGCCAUCGUGUACAUCUGCCUGCUGCCCCUCAUCCUGCAGACCUACACACCUGCCUGGAUCUGCUGGCACCUCGCCUAUGGACACUGGAACCUCAUCAUGAUUGUCUUCCACUACUACAUGGCCAUCACCACCUCACCAGGGCACCCACCACAGGCCAAGAAUGACCUUACCGGCGUCUCCAUCUGCAGGAAAUGCAUUGCCCCCAAGCCAGCUCGCACCCACCACUGCAGCAUCUGCAACAGGUGCGUGCUGAAGAUGGACCACCACUGCCCCUGGUUAAACAACUGUGUGGGACACUACAACCACCGUUACUUCUUCUCCUUCUGCCUUUUCAUGACCAUGGGCUGCAUCUACUGCAGCAUCAGCGGCUGGGAGAUGUUCCGGGAUGCCUAUGCAGCCAUCGAGAGAAUGAAACUGCUUGACAAGGAGAGACUGCAGGUGGCUGCCAACCAGACCUACUACCAGACCCCACCACCCACCUUCUCCUUCCGCCAGCGAGCUUUCCACAAGAGCGUGGUCUACCUCUGGGUCCUGUGCAGCUCGGUUGCACUGGCCCUGGGUGCCCUCACGCUGUGGCACGCUGCCCUCAUCACCCGUGGGGAAACCAGCAUUGAGCGGCAUAUCAACAGAAAGGAGAGGCAGAGACUGCAGAAGAAAGGCAAGGUCUUUAGGAACCCCUAUAGUUAUGGCAGCUGGGAUAACUGGAAGGUGUUCCUGGGUGUGGAUGUGCCAAGGCACUGGCUCACCCGGGUCCUGCUGCCCUCUCCUCACCUGCCCCACGGGACAGGCCUGAGCUGGGACCUGCCUCCCUGCGUGACGGAGCACCGCGCACCGCUCCUGGCCAUCUGAGGC